UUCAGGUCAGUGAGUGAAAAAUAAUGUAUUGAGUAACUAAUCGUUGCCUUUGUACCAGCAAAGAUGAGUGUCAACUUUGUAGAUUAUUUCGCCAACGAGCACAAUGGAUAUGAUAUUCUAUAUCAAAACAUGAAAUACGGACUGAUAGCGAGCAAGGAACUCUCAGAGUAUCUUAGAGAAAGGUCGAAUAUAGAGGAAUCAAAUUCGAAACUUCUAGCUAAAUUAGCGAAACAAGCGAACAGUAACUGCGCUCAAGGCACUUUUGCGCCUUUUUGGGGUGUACUCAAAUGUUCUGCCGAAAAAUUAUCGAAUUUACAUCAACACAUGUUUCAAAAAGUUAGUGAGCUUGUGAAAGAUGUUGCUAGAUAUGCUGAAGAGCUUCAUAAAAAGCACAAAGCUGUCAAAGAUUCUGAAUCAAGUACACUAGAAGUAGUUUUACUAAUUCAAAACACAAAGCAAGCUUUACAGAAAGCAAAGGAUGUUUAUACAUCCAAAUCGGCUGAAUUAGAAAAACUGCGAAAGGAAAAUGCAUCAGCAAAAGAUAUAGAGAAAGCUGAGGUAAAAAUAAAAAAGUUACAUGAAGACUACAGGCAGCUAGCAGAGAAAUACAGCUUGGUGAAACAAGAUUUUGAGAAAAAAAUGACCCAAACCUGUAAACACUUCCAGGAUGUUGAGGAAGCUCACUUAAAGCAGAUGAAACAAUUUGUAAAUGCUUAUGCGGAUAUUAUUCAAAACAAUCAUGAUCUUAUGGGCCAAGUGCAUAGAGAUUUUAAGCACCAGUGUCUCGAAUUAACAGUAGAUAAACUGCUAGAACAGUUUCUUGUUGAGAAGUACAAUGCUUUAGAGAAGGCAAAUUUAGUAGAACUGCCACCAUCAUUACCAAAGCCAGGUUCUGCUAAUAAUUCUAUAUCAGAAGUAGAUCAGAUUUCCACAGUGUCUAAUGGAUCACACAAACCACCUCAAACUGCUAAAGCAGCCAAAAAAGAACCAUCAUUUGCAACUAAAACUUCAAGAAGAACCACCUCGCUUCUUAACUUGUUUACACCAAAUUUUCAAAGCAAAGAUGAACCCAGUGUUAGUAUUGAAGGUGGAGCUCCAUGCUCGGCACCUUCAAGUCCCAGUGGAACACCGGCUACUCCUGUAGUUCCAGAUAAAGACGAUAACAUGAACAGAACUACACUUCGAGAGUCUAAAUGGUUCCUUCGUAGCAGAAGGACUAAGACUAAACUUAAAAAAUCAAAAAAGAAAAAAGAUGAAAUUUCUGAAAAUUCUAAUGCUGGUGACAAGUCUGAUUUAGAUGAAAAGGAGGAAGAGAUUGCAACAAAAGAUGAUCUUAUGAACUCUCCAGAAGUUGAUGAAGAAGGAUUCUGCAUAAGACCUAAAGAUGAAAAGGGCAGUGGUUAUUCCUCCUCAGAUUCAGAUUCUGAAGAGGAGAGAGAACAAAAAAUUCAUGUUGAAAUAAAACCAAUAAGCAAUGGGAAUGCUCCUAUGUCAGCGAGUGUUGAUGAGCUCAGAGCUACAGUGGAAAAUAUUAGCUUAUAUAAAAUUGGUACAACAAGACGAGGUUCAAAUGCAAAUACAAGUAAAGCAAGCAGUGAUUUAUUAGAUUUAAACUUCUUCCAAAGUCCCAACCCCAGUAACCCAGCUUCCCCACAUGGUAAUGUCUCAAACCCCUAUGCACCUUUACAAACAAAUCAGUCACAUUUACUCGAAAGUCCCACCCCCAUUUCAACAGCUGAUGUUGGUGAUUUGUUCUCUGAGGUUGGCGAAAUGUCUCAAUCGAACUUUAGAACAUCGACGCCAACAAUAUCUACCAUUUCCCUACCCCGUCCGCCGUCUAGACGUUCCGAGGGUGAUUUUAGAACAGCAGGCUCGUCUGGGUCGCGUGGCCCCUCGCCACUCACAAUUGGUAUGGCAGACACUAUACCCUUAGCGGUAGCAUUCCAUGAAAUAAUACACUCCUAUUUUAGAGGGACUGAGGAAUCUAAAUGUCAAGUGAAAAUGUCGGGCGAUAUGAUGUUAUCAUUUCCAACAGGCAUUGUUGGUGUUCUGGCUAAUAAUCCCAAUCCAGCUAAACUUUGUUUUAGACUAAAAAAUAUACAUAGACUGGACAAUGUCUUGCCUAAUAAACAACUGAUAAGCAUAAAUGCAAUGAUGUCUACCCGUGAUACGACAGUUGUUGAAUUUAACAUGCCGGCAUUAACUUCCCUGUUAAAAAGACAGUCUGAAAAGAAUCCUACAGCGCAAUAUUUCAAUGUUGAUAUAUUGAAGUAUCAAAUACGACCUAAGACUGGUGCAGCGUCAUGUCCACUACAAAUGGUAUCUUAUUGGAAGUGCGAGCGCGACCAUACUGAUCUUAAAGUAGAUUACAAGUACAAUCUUCAUGCAAUGAGCCCACCAUCACCCUUGCUAAAUGUUUCAGUGUGUGUACCAAUGAAUGGUUCAGUAAAAAAUGUAAUUGCAAUGCCUAAAAACACAUGGAAUUCAGAGAAUGAACAGGCUAUGUGGCGAUUUACUGAGCUGUCGCAACAUUCAGAAGAUAAAGGCGUGGGAUCGCUGAGAGCGCGCUUUGAGUUAGCCACAGGACCAUCUACAAAGACUACAAUUUCUGCUCAGUUCAAUUGUGAAGGAGCAACACUAUCGGGCAUUGAGUUUGAACUCAUCGGGAGUGGGUAUCGUCUAUCUCUUGUAAAACGUCGGUUCGUAUCCGGAAAAUAUAUUUGUGAUAGUGAUACACAAUGAUUGGUCCAAUAUUCUAUAAAUUUUGCAUGCUAAGUAAACUAUUGGAAUAUAAGGCAUAGUUUCGGGUCAUAUUUAAUGAAAUGUAAAUCUUUGGUACCUUAUGGGACUGUUUCCUGUCCACUGAUAUGAUUAUAUUAGAUUGCAUUAUAUGUCAAUAUUUCCUGGUUAAACUGUUAGUUGUAGUAUGACAGUUCUUAAUUAUUAUUAUUUUCGAAUUAUGAAUGUAUCUUUGCAGCUACACUAACAUUUCUCGAGUGUAUAGAUGUGCCAUUCAUGACUCUUUGAGUCAUAAAAUGUAUAUAAUUUUUUUCAUAAAAUUUUCAUACAUGCUAUAGAUAAUAAAAUAAAUUAAGUGACUAGUUACUCAGUUCUGAACUGAUUCUGUCAUCACAAAUUCUACAGUUGCAAUGACUUGUAUUAUUUUUGUAAGCUCAUCGCAUUCUAACACCAAGAAAUAAAGCUUUAAAAUAACUUUUAUUGACUAUUUAUCAACAGCAUUUCAAUAAAUUUUAACAUUGUUUAAUCACUAUCUACCUCCCGAGGUCAAUAAUAAAGAUAUACUAUUGCUCUAUAAAUAAUAAUAUUUGAUACAUUUGUUGUAUGUCGUCAUAUAAUUAUGUAUUACAUACAGGUACAAUUUAAUUUUUGUUUGUUUGUUUAUUUAUAAUUAAACAUAUUAUUACAAUUUAUUAGUACAGAUAAUAAAUAAGGGAUUUAACU
Messenger RNA from Nymphalis io (European peacock), 3462 nucleotides. RefSeq names its product F-BAR domain only protein 2. Gene Ontology annotation, cellular component: clathrin-coated pit; cytoplasm; plasma membrane. The coding region runs from base 64 to 2742 and encodes 892 amino acids. The transcript has a single exon. Gene Ontology annotation, biological process: clathrin coat assembly; clathrin-dependent endocytosis. The record is from RefSeq and is a predicted model, not a curated record. NCBI's taxonomy places the organism in Eukaryota, Metazoa, Arthropoda, Insecta, Lepidoptera, Nymphalidae.